AUGCCUUCCAUAAUCAAACAACAAAUAUUGAGACCAUUGUCAAAAUUUGGCAAGAAUAUUGACCCAAAUCAGAUAACGAUGAGUGCAUUGAAAGGGGAAGUGAAUAUGGCUAAUUUAGAACUGAAUGAAGAUGUUUUGAUGGAAGUUCUAAACUUUCCAACGUGGCUGCGGAUUAGAAGCGCUGUAUGCACUCAAAUAUCUAUAAAGUUGCUAAGCGGAGUACUUAUAUUAGUCAAUCUUUUGAUCCCUUUGAUUGUAACUAUUAACGUCGUCUUAUCUUAUGUAACGUUAUCGAGUAAAAAGCCUAACUGGAAUCCAGGACCCUUGCAUUUUACGUUCAUUCAAUUGCCAGAAAAAAACAGUGUACUCAUUUUUAAAGAAAUAUCGUGGGAAAGUACUCGAUUUGAGGCAGAUGGACUGGCUGCUCAUAUGACACCCGUCAAAGUUAUCACUAAUCAUGCUAACCUCCGUGUUGUUUUGAAGAAAAGGCUUUCUGGUAAUUAUUUAUGUUAA
Molecule: messenger RNA, 513 nt
Organism: Mesocestoides corti
Lineage: Eukaryota; Metazoa; Platyhelminthes; Cestoda; Cyclophyllidea; Mesocestoididae
Source: the annotation of a GenBank genome assembly